Colletotrichum aenigma is the source of this 7803-nucleotide messenger RNA. Its product is annotated as Beige protein-like protein 1. Gene Ontology annotation, molecular function: protein binding. The transcript has 7 exons. The record is from RefSeq and is a predicted model, not a curated record. Lineage: Eukaryota; Fungi; Ascomycota; Sordariomycetes; Glomerellales; Glomerellaceae. The coding region runs from base 1 to 7803 and encodes 2600 amino acids.
AUGGCGACGCUGCAAGUAUCGAGGAGAUAUCGCUCCUCCACCUCUGCGUCCUCUCACGCAGUUACCUCCAAGGCUACCGAGAUCCUGCGCGGCAUGCUCGAAGAUUUAACGAACGGCCUGCGACAACGAAAAUCUACCGACGGCUACCCCGAAUUUCCCGUACUGCUCAAGAGCCUUUGCCAGAUCCGCCAGCACAUUGCCGCCACCGAACCGCCAAGCCCACCCCAAGAUGACUUUCGACACCUGCGCGGCUUCACGCAGCUGCUCGACGUGCUGCGAUCCUUUUCGGGAUUCUACAACCCCCAGCGACGAACAGAUGAGGAGAAGAAUGGAUUAUUUGGACUACUCGAGGCCGUGCUGGACGUCUUCGCCGCGGCAUUCCACGACCACCCUGGGAACAAACGCUAUUUCCGUCAUCGAGUCGAAGGAGGUGGGUGGGAAGCUAUCGAGCAGACUAUCGCCAGCGUGGGGCUUGGAGGCAGCGACUCGGACCUGUGGACAAAUUGUCAAGUUUUUGGCAAGCUUCUGGCUUUCUCGCUGGGCGACAAGAAAGUGGACGCUCUAUGCCAGUCGAUUGCAUCUACACCCACGACGGUCGAGGAUGCCAAGCCGGAGCCAGAAAAGGGGGCCGAAGACGAUGCGACAGAACAGACAAUAUCAGCACCCCAAAAGACGAGAGACUAUGCCCAGGAGGUACGCGACAUCGUCCAGAAGAAGGCCGUCUUCCGCAACCCCGAAAUCCUGCGCGCCGUCGUCGGCUUUUGGGAGUCAAUACCAAGAGCGGAGGACAUGCCGGCCAACCCCUGUUCGAUGAUUGUUCUCGAGAUCAUGUCAAGUGUGGUCUCAAUCUCCCUUUUCAAUCUGUCCGCGCUACAUACCACUGGCGUUCUCUCUCGCUUCUUGAGGGUCGUCUUCGACCCCGAGCCAAGAUUAAGCCAGCCUGAAAAAGACAAGCUUCUUAUUCUGUGCAAAAAGCUCAUGUACUUGGGCGUCAACCAACCAUCAGACACCCAGUUCCUACUAGCAAAUCCUUCACCAGAGGCAUCAGAGUUCUGCUUGGAAAUGGCGUCAAGCUACACUGGACCCCCUUUCUUUCAGUUCGACCUCUCUCUACAUGGCCACUCUUCCAUCGAGCUGCCUACGCUGGGUCGCUCGUUUCCGCCAAGCUCCUCCCCCGGCUAUACCUUUACAGCAUGGAUACGCGUGGACAGAUACGAUCCCGCAGCUCACACUACCCUCUUUGGUGUCUUUGACGCCACCCAGACAUGCUUUCUUCUGAUGUACCUCGAGAGAGAUACCCACAACUUCAUCUUGCAGACCUCUGUUACGUCCAGUCGCCCAAGUGUUAGGUUCAAGGGUAUGGCCUUCAGAGAAAAGCAAUGGUACCAUCUUGCCCUUGUUCACAGACGGCCAAAGACAAUGACUGCAAGUAAGGCUUCUCUGUACGUCAAUGGCGAGUUUGUUGAGCAAAUCAAGUGCUCCUACCCCUCCCCACCACCAUUCACAAAUGGCAGCACUGAAAGCUUUGCCUCUUUCGCAUCUGCCAAUGCCAAAUCGCAUCCUGUUCAAGCGUUUCUGGGUACUCCAAGAGAUCUCUCCAGCCAGGUUGGCGCAGGAUUGGUGUUUUCCAAAUGGUCCCUUGCAUCUGCACAUCUCUUCGAGGAUGUCCUCAGUGACGACUUUCUUGCUGUUCACUAUGGUCUAUCGCCAAAAUACCAAGGCAACUUCCAAGAUAGCCUCGGCGGCUUUCAGACUUACGAAGCCUCCGCCUCUCUCGGCUUGAGAAAUGAAGUGUUCCAUCCUGGCAGAGACGAAAGCUCCGAUAUUAUUAGAGCUAUUCGCGAUAAGGCUGGAAGUCUACUGCCAGAGGUCAAGAUUCUGCUCGGCAUUGUUCCGGCAGGCGUAUUCAGAGAGGAUGGCGUGUAUCAAGAUACCCAGCUGUACCGCGCAUUGCCUCGAAGCGCGGCAACCAACCUCAUCCAAAUGACUCAUAGGACCGGCUCGACCAUCGCGGUCAAUACUGCUCUGCCCUGUCUUCUUGACGCUUUGGCACGAUCCCAUGGAAUCGCUGUCAUGACCGGAAGCCCCGUGGCCGCCACACCUUCCUACUUCGAUGAUAACUUCUGGAGGUUGGCUGGCUUUACUCCACUUGCUCUCAAGAUCGUGGAGCGUGCGGCUACGGUAGAAGAGACUGUGCGGGCAGUUGAGAUGACAUUCCUCUGCAUCCGGAAAAGCUGGAGAAACAGUGAGGCCAUGGAACGCGAUAACGGCUACGCAAUUCUCGGCAUGCUCCUCAGAGCAAAAUUGGGCUACACCGUCAACCUCGGUGCCGAUAAUGCAAACUUGCGGUUGCCUAUCACAAGUGAAGAGCGAGACCGUUUGAGCUUUCAGCUCUUGAGUCUCGUGUUGGACUUUGUGGGAUACAAGCACGCCGAGCCCCUGGAGUCAUUCAUCGUGAAUCCUCUGGCAUAUCGUAUCCUGCUCAUUGACUUCGACACCUGGCGGCGGUCAGCUCCGAUUACCCAGGAGCUUUACUACAAGCAGUUUGUGACGUUCUCCGUCAAGAGCAAAUACCAUCAGUUCAAUAGCAGGCGACUGAUGCGUAUGAGAAUCGUUAAACGACUACUUGAUGCUAUGAAGGCAGAGUCAAUUUCAGAAGAGGUGCUGCCUCACUUCAUGAGCGCCCUGGAGCACCUUGUUAAAUGCAACUACACGGCGGAAGUGCAUCGCUCUCUCGCUCUGUUCAUCACUUACGCCUAUCAUUCGCCCAUCGCAUCGCUCGUCAGGACCCCCCGACCCGCCUCCGCCAUCACUCGAUCCCCCACUCCCGGAUUUGCCAGAAGGGCCACAUUCGACUCUAACAGUGCCUCGAGCAACACAACAUCUAGAUUCCUCACGAAGAAGCAGUUAGGUGCCAAGAUUCUUGGGAUGUACUCUCUUCUCCUUUGUGAGAAGGGUAACAAGGCCAACAUCAGCAAGUUCGCCAGAACAGUGACCAAUAAGUGGUUACUGUAUCUCUUGGCGAGCGACGACCCCGAGACUGUAAUGAAUGGCACCAAGAUCUUGGCCAGACUGCUCGUUACCCACGGCUCCACGUAUACGUCGAAAUUCUCGGGUAAGACAGGCGGCUUCACUAUUAUGGCGCACCGUUUGAAGCGCUGGUGGUAUAUCCCUUCCUUGUGGCCGAUUUGCUUCUGCAUCUUCUUCGGCUUUGAUGUGGCUGAGAUCGACUUGGAGCGGAACUUUGAGUUCUCCAGCUUGCUCGAAACAUUUGGCAAGUCUAGAAUCACCUACCCGGAGAGUCUCCAAGUCAUUACGUCGAUGUUACAGCAUGGUCUGAAGGAUGUCAUGAAGCACCAGGAGGACCCCAACUCCCCUCACUCUCCUCAGAAACUACAGAAUCUUCAGGCAAGCGGCUUUGAGGGAUUGGAGUCCCGACCACGGGCAAAGUCGAUGGAAACGAGAGGCCUCGACUCAAGAGAAAACGCCCAACGCGACAGCGAAAAGAUAUCUAGCAACGCGCCCAUGCUUUAUACGGUCAUCCGGUUCAUGGCAGACCUGCACUCUCGCUCUCAGGAGUUUAGGGACUUCGCCCUCACAUCGGAGUAUGUGAGAUACCUCCUUUGGGCCGCGUAUCCGAUCAUCGUCAGCACCGACGCCGUUACACCGGACACGGAACUCAACUCGCGGGACUCUGCCUUGACAUUCGAGGGCGGCGACGUUAUGAUACGUCCUCUUGCUGGCUCCCAGCCUGGACCCAUUGUCCGCACGACAAGCACAGAUGCUGUUGCCACUCUUGCAGGCAACCCGCGGGGAACCCCUCUGCGGAAAGCAUCAGGUUUCGUUCUUCUCACGAAUCAACAAUCUCCCAAGGCACCCAGUUCUGCGAGAUUCGCGCCAGUCAUGUCGCCAAAGAAGAAACUUGCCUCGCAGCAAUCAAGCAGCGCAACCCUGGACGGCCUAUUGGAGUUGGUCAUUAGCGUCUUCAUUGACCAGGUCUUUACUCGGAAAGAGUUUCCAGGCUUUGGUUUGUUCCUGAAGAUCCCGCCGGGCUUCCAAGAGCACCAGGCGUAUUUUGAAUCUUUUGUGCUUAGAAACACCCUCCAGCGCCUGGGAACUCAUAUCCAACCAAACCAAAAGGUGUUGUGUGAGCCCAAGAUCCUCACCAACAUGGGCCGUCUCGCCGCUCAUGUCACGGAGUCAAUAUUUGAGGGCUGGUUUAUCAAUGGCACAGAGCCAAUGUUGGAGUUUGCCGGCAUGGUUCUGGAGUACCUUCAACGGCCAGAGGUCGCUAGCGUCAAGAGCGUUCGUCUUUGCAGCCAGGCAGUGUCCACGAUACGCCAGUGCUUCCUCAAGCUCCUCCUGCUUCGCUUCUCCGAGCUAGAUGAUCCCGAUACGCCGGACUCCAGCGCCAAGGACUUCAUGAGCAAGAUUCUUUACUGGCAGGCGCCUAUUCUCGGCUGUCUUUCUAACGAGGAGGAGUUUAUGAAGCUCCUCUGGUAUCAGCUCUAUACAAAGCUUGUCGACCCCCGCGCCUCCAUUCGGUCUGCCGCGGCAACUAUCAUGCGCAUCAUGCUGGUUCAGAAACCAGAUGAAGCCAAAGUCCUCUUUCGGCAAUGCGUGCAACCGGACCAGCAACACCUUACGAAGGACUUCGCUGUUAAGCUCACUGAAGUCGACGAUGACACGUUCAUCGAGUGGGUGGACAAGCACCGCGCUUCGUUGGAUGCCUUCUUCUUUGGGGGGAUAUCGAAAGCAUGGGAGGAGUUUGUGGCUGUCGAGAACCAGCGAACUAUAGAUUCGGCUAAGUACCGUUUGGCAAAGCGCAGGGAUCGGCUCAAGGCAUGGCAGACAGAGUCGCUGACUAUGGACAACGUGCUUUUGCGGCACGACAUGGCAAACGGGGCCUGGAUGAAGAGCAUCUUCAACAGCGAGCAUUUCAAGCAUCAGCGUCUCACUCAGGACCAACAGGAUGACAUGGCUUAUCUGGCUGCGGCAUUCCUGAAGAUGGACCUGGAUCUCAAACGACCCGGUGCGGUCUUUGCUGAGCAGACUCAGUUGAAGUGGAAGCUCGAUCGUACCGAGGGUCGCAACCGAAUGCGGCUGAGGCUUCUUCCGGAUUAUUCAAAGAAACAUUCAGACUACCAGCCAAAGCGCAGAGCAGGCGAAGCUCCGUCGACGCCAUCAUCCCUCAAAGUCAACACCAACAUGGCUCCGGCCCAGAUAUCUCCGUCUCCGGUUAAGCCAGCCACCCCGGCAUCGUCACAGCUACAGCUUGGCCUUGAUGGCGCCAAAGAUACUACCGAUUCGCACCCGGAUACAGAACAGGAAGAGGAAGCCAACGAGUCCGCUGUAGCCACUGAAGAGGACUUUGAGUUGGUCGACGACCCCAAUGAUGCCAACGAGGGUGACGAUGGCUUCGAAGACAAGAACCGCAAGGUUAUGAGGCGACUGGAGCAAGGAGAUCAGGUCCAGGCGGUGUACAACAUUUCACGCAUCGUAGGCUUGGAAGGGUGUGAGGGUAUCCUCAUCAUCGGCAAAGAUGCCCUUUACAUCAUGGAUAACGUCUUCCAAUGCGCCUCUGGGGAGAUUGUCAACGCAUGGCAAGCUCCCCCUGAGGAGCGAGACCCGUUCUCUGAGAUCAUCACGAAUGCGAAGACGACAGAGCAGCGCCAGAGUUCCAGUAGAAGCGAACAAGAAUCGCGGAGCUGGAGGUGGUAUGAUGUGAUCAGUAUCUCAAAGCGCAGAUUCCUGUUCCGAGAUGUCGCCAUCGAGGUCUUCUUCACCGAUGGUCGCAGUUACCUGCUGACCUCCAUCAACCCCAACAUCCGAGAUGAAGUUUUUGGCAAGUUGAUGAGCAAGGCGCCGCACACCAAUGCUGCCAGCUCGCUGCCCAACCCCGAAGAUGCUUGGCGAUUGGAGGCGCUGAAGGUAUCUGAGGAACAGCCCCAAGGCUUUGGUUCCAAGUUUGGAAGUAUUUUCAACUCGACGCCAUGGAACCCAGCAAUGAGGAAAUGGCAAAAGGGCGAGAUGUCCAACUUCCACUACCUGAUGCUCGUCAACACUAUGGCCGGUCGCACGUUCAACGAUCUCACCCAGUACCCCGUCUUCCCGUGGGUCUUGGCUGACUACACGAGUGAAGAGCUCAAUCUCAACGAUCCAGCGAGCUUCCGAGACCUCUCGAAGCCGAUGGGUGCCCAGACAUCUGGUCGCGUCUCGGGUUUCAGAGAAUCUUAUGAUGCUUUGGCAGAAAUUGGGGAGACUCCUUUCCACUAUGGAACGCACUACUCCUCUGCUAUGAUCGUGUCAUCGUAUCUCAUCCGUCUGCCGCCGUUUGUCCAGUCAUAUAUCCUCCUUCAGGGCGGAUCAUUCGAUCAUGCGGAUCGUCUUUUCCAAUCGAUUCCUCAUGCCUGGCAGUCGGCCUCUUGCGACAACAAGGCGGAUGUCAGGGAGCUGAUCCCGGAGUUCUUCUGCUUGCCAGAGUUCUUGACCAACAUCAACCAGUACAACUUCGGCAACCGUGAAAGCACCGGUACCAAGGUCAAUAAUGUAGUCCUUCCCCCGUGGGCCAAGGGUGACCCGAAGAUCUUUAUUGCCAAGCAUCGUGAAGCUCUCGAAAGCCCAUACGUCAGCCAGCACUUGAACCAAUGGAUCGAUUUGGUAUUUGGAUACAAGCAAAGAGGCGACGCUGCCGUCGACAAUUUGAACGUCUUUCACCAUCUGUCGUACCGCGGAGCAACUGAUCUUGACAACAUUAGCGAUCCCCAAGAGAGGAGAAUCACAGCUGGUGUGAUCCACAAUUUUGGGCAGACGCCUCACCAAGUCUUUACUCGGUCCCAUCCCGCUCGUGAGCACGCAUCGUGCCCGAUCAGGCGUCUGGAUACAUCCGUCUACGCCUUGACCAGGCUGUCCCACCCACUCCUUGAAUCGCACGAGAGGGUCGCAUCACUCAUUUACUCCCCCAAGAUCGACCGGCUCAUCUGCGCCUCGCCUUUCCGCCUGAAUGUUGCGCCAUACGACAAGUUCCUCGAGUGGGGCUACGCCGACAACAGUGUCCGGUUCUUCUUCAGCGACAACAGGAGGCCGGCGGGACUUUUCGAAAACCUUCACAUCGGCCAGCUAUCUUGCGCCACUUUUGCGGAUUCCAAGACCCUCAUUACCGCCGGAGAGGAUUGCGUCAUUUCUGUUUACGCGGUUCACACCGCUCCUGGAAAGGUCGUGGACCUGCUCCCUCGGAAAUCGCUCUUUGGACAUCGCUCUCCUGUGACCAAUAUGGCCGUUUCCAAGUCAUUCAGCACAUUCGUCUCCGUGUCGACAGAUGGCCAGGCCUUCCUUUGGGACCUUAACCGGCUGGAGUUCAUUCGCAAGUUGCCUCUCUCAAGAGCUGUGGAAUGCGCUCGCAUCAAUGACGUCUCUGGAGAGAUCAUGCUGGGGUCCGGACCUAAUGUGGUACUUUACACAAUCAACGGCACAGUCAUCCUAGAUCAGAACGUCUGCGCCGAGCCGGACGACUAUGUCCAUGCAUGUGCCUUCUACGAGGGCGCAGGGAAUGAGUGGCUGGAAAACUACCUCAUAUUCACGGGCCAUAAGAGAGGCCGCGUGAAUGUCUGGAAGAAGACCGCGAAGAACGGCAGGUGGAUUCUGGAGCUGCUCCGACGGUUGGACCAUGUGGACCCACGAUCGGAAGUGGGCGCCAAUUACGAUGCAGGCAUUACAUGCAUCACUCCCAUGCCGCAAUGCGUCUACACCGGCGACGACGACGGGCGAGUGUACGAGUGGAACUUGGUUCAGAGAGAUAGAUAG